This is a messenger RNA of Saccostrea cuccullata (small rock oyster), 1863 nucleotides long. Its product is annotated as putative ankyrin repeat protein RF_0381. Lineage: Eukaryota; Metazoa; Mollusca; Bivalvia; Ostreida; Ostreidae. Gene Ontology annotation, molecular function: RNA nuclease activity; RNA binding; protein binding. Gene Ontology annotation, biological process: RNA processing. The coding region runs from base 1 to 1863 and encodes 620 amino acids. The transcript has a single exon. The record is from RefSeq and is a predicted model, not a curated record.
AUGGUUGAAGUUUGUGAAUACUUGAUUAAGAAUUAUCCCGAUCUGUUAGAUGUCAGGGACAAAUCUAGCAACACAGUGUUGCAUGAUGCAGGUUGGGGAGGCAAUGUUCAAAUAGUAAAACUAUUGACUGAGAAAAAGUUGGACAUCUAUUCUGUACAGAAACUUGGUAAUACAAUUCUACAUGAAUGCUGUCGUUCUGGUAAAAUGGAGAUGUGUGAGUAUUUGGUCAAUCAUUUUCCAGAUUUAUUGGAAAUAAUGGACAAUGACGGAUGGACAGUGUUACAUUCAGCUUGCAGGGGAGGAAAUUUAGAGAUCGUUUCUUUCCUGAUAAAAAAAGGAUUGGAAUCUUAUGUCUUGUCAAAUGACGGAAAAAAUAUCCUUCAUAGAUCUUGUCUCAAUGGAAAGUUUGAAGUUUGUGAAUACUUAGUUGAGAAUUAUCCCCAUCUAUUAGACGUCAAUGACAAAUCUAAUAACUCAGUGUUACAUGCUGCAGCUUGGGGAGGCAAUGUUCAAAUAGUAAAACUAUUGAUUGAGAAAAAGAUGGACAUCUAUUCUGUACAGGGAGGUGGUGAAACAAUUUUACAUCAAUGUUGUCGCUCGGGUAAAAUGGAGAUGUGCCAGUAUUUGGUCAAACAUUUCUCAAGUUUAUUGAAGAUGAAGGACAGUGAGGGGUGGACUGUGUUACAUUCAGCUUGCCAUGGUGGAAGUGUUGAAAUUGUUUCUUUUCUUAAAGAAAAGGGAAUGGUCAUUAAUACCUUGUCAAAUGAUGGUGAAAGUAUUCUUCAUAAAGCCUGCUUCUAUGGGAAGUUUGAAGUUUGUGAGUACUUAGUUGAGAAUUAUCCCCAUCUAUUAGACGUCAGGGACAAAUCUAGUAAUACAGUGUUGCAUGACGCAGCCCGGGGAGGCAAUAUUCAAAUAGUAAAACUAUUGAUCAAGAAAAAGAUGGACAUUUAUUCUGUACAGGGAGGGGGUGAAACAAAUUUACAUCUGUGCUGUCGUUCUGGUAAAUUGGAGAUGUGUGAACAUUUGGUCAAUCAUAUUCCAGAUUUAUUGGAAAUAAUGGACGCUAAGGGAUGGACAGCCAUACAUUCAGCUUGUAAUGGAGGAAGUGUUGAAAUUGUUUCUUUUCUUAUUGAAAAAGGGAUGGAUUUCAAUGCUUUGUCAAAUGAUGGUAAAACUAUCUUGCAUAUAGCUUGUCUCAAUGGGAAGUUUAAAAUUUGUGUGUACUUAGUUGAGAAUUAUCCCCAUCUAUUAGACUUCAAAGAUAAAUCUAGUAACUCAGUAUUGCAUGACGCAGCCUGGGGAGGCAAUGUUCAAAUAGUAAAACUGUUGAUUGAGAAAAAGAUGGACAUCAAUGCCUUACAGGGAGAUGGUGAAACAAUUUUACAUCAGUGCUGUCGUUCUGGUGAAAUGGAGAUGUGUGAGCAUUUGGUCAAUCAUUUUCCAGAUUUAUUGGUGAUAAAGGACACUGAAGGGUUGACAGUAUUACAUUCAGCUUGUAGGGGAGGAAGUGUUGAAAUCGUGAAUUUUCUGAUAGAAAAUGGAUUGGACUUAAAUGCCGUGUCAAGUGAUGGAAAAAAUAUUCUGCUUAUAGCUUGUCUCAGUGAGAAGUUUGAAGUUUGUGAGUUUUUAGUUGAGAUCUGUCCCCAUUUAUUAGAUCUAGGGGACAGUUGUGGUAAGACAGUGUUGCACUAUGCAGCCUGGGGAGGCAAUGUUCAAAUAGUAAAACUAUUGAUUGAGAAAAAGAUGGAUAUUUAUACACUACUGGAUGAUUGUGAAACAAUUUUACAUCAAUGCCGUCGUUCUGGUAAAAUUGAGAAGUGUGAAUAUUUGAUGGAUCAUUUUCAGAUUUAUUGUCGAUAA